AUCAGGUUAAACAUGAUAAAAUACCUCAUGAAAAUCACCAUCCCAAAAAGGUACAAACUUGCUGUGAUCUGGAUCGUUGAAAACGCAAAAGUUAUGAUAUGUACCACUGGAAGUCCAAUGGGUUACAUGGGUUUUAGGCGGUAAAGCUUGAGCAUUUCUGCCGCCAAAAGCGACGGUGUCCCUUCUACCGGCGGCGCUCUUUUCGGCUUUUCCCCAGUUGGCAGAGACGCUGGGUCAGGAAAUCUCCGUUCCCAAAUGUUCCGACCGGCGAAGCACAAAACGGCUAGGCCCUAACCUAGCAAACAGUCUUUGUAGUUUCUUAUCUUUUAUGUGUCGGACUUCGGAGAAAGUAGAAGCGUAGCACGUCCCUAAUCGGAGAAGAAGAUGGCCGAACCUUCUCCUUCCCCUCCACCGCCGAAUUCAACCACGAUUACAGACUUAAGCGUGGACUCGCUGGCUCACUGCGCCAAUUACCUCACUCUUCACGACCUUUCCAACUUCUCCAUCUCUUGCAAGUACCUUAAUGGCGUCGCCCAUUCCGAUUCCGUGUGGCAACGCCUGUUCAGGUUCGCCUUUCCCUUCCCUCUUGCUGCCCUCAAAAGUUUAUGCAUCUCUCUUCGUUUGAGUCAUUGUCUUCGGUAGGAUGAACUUCAAUGGCCGCAUGUUGUAAGGCCCAAUUUGUCGGAUAACUCGGGAGUCAGGGAAGCUUAUUUGGCCAGGAAGGCUGCUGUGCAGCAGUUCAGGUUUGCUGAUCCUUUGGUUGCAGACUUCUAUACAGAGGCCAAACCUUUUGAUCAUAUCCUAUUGGAUGAGGACGACAUUAUCUAUUCUCAGGGUAAUGUCAUUCAAAUGAUGGGCAUAAGUAGUUUGCUAAGGGGCAGAGAUUCCAUAACUAGACUGAGUGAUCAUGGAGCUAGAAUCACUUGUAUGAGAGUGUUUUCACUUGACUUGAGAAAUGCGGCCCAAAGAAAGCAGAGAGUGUUGGUAACCUCAAGCUGUGACCAUUCUAUUCGUGUGUGGUGGAAGGGUUUUUGCCAAAGAUGUCUUAGAGGGCAUAAUGGGCCUGUUUCGUGCUUGACGGAUAGAUUUCUCGGCGAUGGCAGUUCAACAGUACUAGCAAGUGGUGGCGAAGAUUGCACGGUUCGCUUUUGGUCCAUAGGUUCAAGUGGAAAACGUGGACAGCAUGCUUUAAAAGCUACUUUGUAUGGGCAUGAGAAACCUAUCAAACAGAUGUCAGUUGCAGAGCACAAUUCUUCCCUCUUGGUUAGCAUCUCAAAAGAUUCUAAGGUUAGGCUCUGGGAUACCACUACAUCAUCUGCUGCUCGUUCUUCCUGCUGUUUGGGGAUGGUUUCUGUGCCUGGUGGUGCACCUGUUGAUAUGAAGUGCAACGAAUCGUUGCUUUAUGUAGCCUCUGGAUCCUCUGUAGUGACAAUCGAUUUAAGGACCAUGCGGAAAGUUGCUACGCCAGCAAUCUGUCAACCAAACUUACUCUCAUUCGCCAUGGUGCCUUCAAAACCCUUGAUCUGCACUGGUGGAAUGGGCAAGAGCUUGAUUUGGGACAUUAGGAGAAACCAGGAGACGUUGAAACCACAACCAGUGGUUGAGCUAGAAGGACAUAAUGGUUCAGUAACAAAGCUACAUGCGGACCGAUACAAGAUUGUUACAGGAGGGCCACAUGAUAGAUUCAUACAUGUCUGGGAAGCUGGUACUGGAACACCAACGAAUUCCUUUGUCUGUUCGGACCAUGAGGACGCUGAAGAAACCAGCUCUGGGUGUUUGGGUAUGGCUGUUGACAGAGCUCGAAUUGCGACUGCUACAACGGGCGAAGGACAUGGACUCAUCCGGUACAGAGACUUCUUCAAUGCUACUUGCCCUGUGUCAAGAGUGGACGAUCAUGAUGAGAACUCUUCCAAGUUUUGGGAUCAACAAUCGUAUGGUGACAGCAGUGGAGAUGUUGAUGGAGCAGUACUCAAAUAGGUUGUGGACUUUUGGUUGUUCUUUUGGAGCAUACUUUAGUGUUUGUACGAGCUUGGUUCCUUAAAUCCUUUGCAGUCUGCUAGCAAGUUUCCUCAUCAUACUAAUUUGUGACAUUGUAAUUUGUAAGACCACAUUGGGGUUUCUAAUAUAUUCUUGAUUUAUAUUUCAUCAGAG
This is a messenger RNA of Linum tenue, 2151 nucleotides long. The record is from the annotation of a GenBank genome assembly. NCBI's taxonomy places the organism in Eukaryota, Viridiplantae, Streptophyta, Magnoliopsida, Malpighiales, Linaceae.